This is a messenger RNA of Penicillium brevicompactum, 2286 nucleotides long. RefSeq names its product COPI-interacting protein CEX1. The transcript has 10 exons. Gene Ontology annotation, molecular function: protein kinase activity; ATP binding. Bases 1 to 2286 code for a protein of 761 amino acids. Gene Ontology annotation, cellular component: cytoplasm. Lineage: Eukaryota; Fungi; Ascomycota; Eurotiomycetes; Eurotiales; Aspergillaceae. Gene Ontology annotation, biological process: protein phosphorylation; tRNA export from nucleus. The record is from RefSeq and is a predicted model, not a curated record.
AUGGACUUCCUCAAAUCUGCCAUCGGGUCAGCCAUCGCAAAGGGUGGUGGCCUUCCAUUCUCUCUCGGUGACCGAGUAGACAUUGGCGACUCGGUCUGGGCUUUGCACAGUGGUACAAAACGGGACGACGGCUCGACGUGCAGUGUCUUCGUAUUUGAUAUUCAUGCAAACAAAUCACGCCUUCCUCUCGCGAAAAAUGCAGUGCGCAAGUCCCGAACCUUGCGGCACCCCGGUGUAAUCAAGGUCUUGGACACGAUUGAGACCGAACAUACUCUGUACAUUGUCACGGAGCGGGUUGUACCUCUGAGCUGGCCGGUGAAGAGACGGAGCAUAAAUGAAGAGACUGCCAAAUGGGGUCUACACACUGUCGCGUCUACUCUGAAAUUCAUAAAUGAUGACGCCUCUUCAGUUCACGGUGCCGUGCGAGCAUCCUCGGUGUUCACAAGUGAAAGUGGCGAAUGGAAGCUCGGAGGGUUUGACGUCCUAAGCUCCAUGAAAGAGGAAGAUGCGAUCAUCUACACCUAUGGCAGUAUUGUGCCUGAUGCUGCUCGUUAUACCCCACCCGAGGUCGUGAAAGGCGGAUGGGACACUAUUAAGCGAAAUCCUUUGGCGGCAGUUGAUGCCUAUGGCCUGGGAAUACUAAUAUUUGAAGUGUUCAACGGCAGCUUUUCAGGCGGCGAUCAAGUUGGGAAGACAACGAACAUUCCUCCGACUAUGCAACAGAGUUAUAAGCGUCUUUGCACAGCAAACCCUAAGCUGAGACUCAGCCCAGGACAUUUUGUUGAACAAGGAAAGAAGCAUGGUGGCUUCUUCCAAACACCACUGAUUCGAUUGACCGAAGACAUCGAAAGCCUAGGGCUCAAGGAUGAUGACGAGCGCGAAAAAUUUAUCAAUGAACUCGAUAACCUCUCAGAAGACUUCCCAGAGGACUUUUUCAAGAUGAAAGUUUUACCAGAGCUGCUCAAGUCCGUUGAAUUUGGUGGCGGCGGUCCCAAGGUCCUUAGUGCAACUUUGAAGAUUGGGGCAAAACUUUCAGCAGAGGAGUUCAAUACUAAGCUGACUCCCACUAUUGUGCGCCUAUUCGGAAACCCUGACCGUGCUAUACGGAAGGUUGUCAAUGAUAAGAUCUUCCCUCAAAUGACUUCGGGUUUCACCGAUAUUGCACCUGUGGUGCGAGAACAGACAGUGAAGGCUGUUCUUACAAUCAUCAACAAACUCAACGAUAGGGUUAUUAAUGGAGAGCUUCUGAAAUUCCUGGCUCGCACCGCGAACGAUGAGCAGCCGGGUAUUCGAACCAACACAACAAUUUGCCUCGGUCGAAUUGCUAAGAACUUAGGGCAAAGUACCCGCUCCAAAGUGCUUAUUGCGGCAUUUACGCGGGCCAUUAGAGAUCCAUUUAGUCACGCUCGAGUCGCAGGACUUCUAGCGCUCUCUGCCACGAUUGAUGUGUUCACGGAGGAUGACUGCGCCAGCAAGAUUUUGCCCGCUAUCUGCCCUUCACUCUUGGACAAAGAAAAAUUAAUUCGUGAUCAAGCCAACAAGACAUUCGAUAUUUACGUUCUGCGCAUCCGAAAGUUUGCUGGAACUAUGGCUGACACCGUGAUACCACCCUCCGCACCGACAGAAACCCACAGGUCUGAUCCCCGUGUUGGUACCCCGAGCGACAGUUCCUGGGCCGGGUGGGCCAUCUCAUCCUUUACCAACAAAAUCUCGACUGCCCAUGGGGAGAUUGAACCCACAGAAAAUACCACCAAGCCCGCAGAGCCAGAUGCUAGACGCUCUACUUCAGCUCCUCGUCCCACACAGCCAAACCCGCCGGCUCAAAUCCACAAGCCAGCUCUCCGCCCUGCAGCCCAGCCCUUGAAUCGGUCUAUGUCAGAUCGCCCUGCCCCAGUGGCUCAUAAUGAGGAACCGGAGGAAGAGGGAGAUGAUGUAUUCGAUGCCUGGGGUGCCAUGGACGACGAUGAAGCGGAUGUCGAUCCUUUCACGGCUGCAGUCUCCUCCCCAAAGCCGUCGUCCCCCGCCCCCGCGACCAGCAAGGCCCCAGCGGCUCCAUAUGAUGAUGGCGGUGAGCCUGACUUCGCCGGCUGGUUAGCCGCGAAGUCCCAGACCAAGGCAAAGAACCCCCUUCCAAAGGGGUUGACAAAGGCGGCGUCGACAAAUACCGUCACGACCCGGGCCACGGCCCCUGCCGCUAAGGCUCGGGCCGUGGUUGCCCCAAAGAAGAUCGACACCAAGCCCAAGGAAGAGGAGGGUGACGAUGACUGGGGUGAUGCAUGGGACUGA